Mesorhabditis spiculigera is the source of this 3318-nucleotide messenger RNA. The record is from the annotation of a GenBank genome assembly. NCBI's taxonomy places the organism in Eukaryota, Metazoa, Nematoda, Chromadorea, Rhabditida, Rhabditidae.
AUGAUUUUGCUGCGGCGGAAAAGCCGCGACGAGGAACUGUUUGCAGCCAACGAGGCCGCCGAAAAGAAACGCGCCAAAGAGGAAAAGAACAAGAAAAAGAAUGCGAAGAAGAUGGCGUCGAUGCCGUUGCGCAAAAAGAGCCAGGAGCACAACAACAAUGUCAAGGUGCGAAAGAACUCAGCCGUCGCCACUGCCAACGAGAGGAAAGAGUCGAAACGUACACCGACUGAAGGAUCUCCAAAGAGCCCUUCCAACCAGCAACGCUUUCUACCGGCUGCGCUUCGAUCGCCCACGUCUAUUUUAAGACGAAAGAAGAAGCCUCUCGGCCCGAGCCUGAGCUGGGAUCCCGAACGUUCUCGCGAGGGUCUCGACGCCGUUCCAGCCGCCGAAGAGCGGUCUCGAAUUCAUUCCGACGGCUCCGAGGCUGAGGCCGAGAAUUCCGACGAGGGCGAUCGUCGCAGUGAACUUGAGCAAGUCUGCCCACAUUGUGCUCUGCUGGCUGACUACAAGAAAAAGCUGCUGAAAGCGGAAAUAGAAACGGCAGUGAUGCGACUUGCCCGGCGACUUGCUCAAAAUACGGGUCGAAGCUUUUCGCGGGGUGACCAGCAAUCGGUUAAAAGCCUAAAAAUCGACGCUCCGGACAUUGUUGUGUCUUCGAUAUCGUCGGACGAAGAGGACGCGACGAACGAGACGACGGGUAGCGAGGGGCAAUUCAGCAGUCUGCAGACCAGUGAGGCCAGGCAGCAUGGGUUGCAGUUGAGACCCCCUAAAUUUCUCUCACCAUUUCCCGACUCGAACUCCCCGCCGAGGAGCAACAGCGUCGAUUUGUCAACGUUGCGGCGCGAUAUCGAGUUGUUAUCGAUAUCAUCGGGCGAUUCGGAGGCAGAAUCCUCAUCAGAAUUCGACGCACCAACCCCUGCGGAUUCUGUGCGCACCUUUCGAAGUAAAUCCCACGAUCCGGCGCCUUCACCUGAAAAUCUGCUGCGGAGACCCUCGCGAAUUGAGCACCUCAGCGAAUUAUUCAGGAAAGCGCUCGCAAAAUCGCCGGUAGUCCGCAGGACGGCCGAGCAUGAGCAUCGAACAGUCAACAAACAUCGGACAAGUCGCUAUUGGGUCGAUGAACAGAUACUCGCCGCAGAACAUAUUUGGCUUCCAUCGUCCGGGCCAGGGAGCAGUUCAAGUGCCGAUAAUGACUGUUAUUUGGGAGAUAAAGGCGGUUGCGAGCGUACGGGUGAAAAGCGACGUUGCGCAGCGUGUCACAUUGUCGCCCACACGGCCUGCUUUUCCAUUCUGGCAAAGCUAAAUCUAAACUGCAAGCUGACGUUUCGAGACCACGGCCGGAAGCCCCACAGCACAAAGGAUUUAUUGGAUGGGCUGGUGAUGCAUCAUUGGGUGCACAAGUGGCGCCACGAAGGAAGAUGCAAUCGAUGCGGGAAAAGCUUCCAGCAAAAAAUUUUUUUCCACCAGAAAGAGAAGGAGCCGGUGGCGGUAUCGUGUUCGUGGUGUAAGGAGUCGUAUCACAUCAAGAACUGCUUCGACACGGAGAAGCUCGCCGAAAAGUGCAACCGAGGAUCGUUACGAGACGUUGUUAUCCCACCCGGCUGGCUUCUGAGGUUGCCGACAAGAAAGAGAAAUAAACAUCGACAUAGGGCAAACGGAAAAAGACCGAUCCGUGCAUUCAUCGCCAAACCCAUCGACACGCACAAUGGCUCGGGCCCGUCACAACCCCUCGUCGUGUUCGUCAACCCAAAAUCCGGCGGAAACAAGGGUUCAAAAGCGCUCCACACCCUUUGCUGGCUCCUCAACCCGCGCCAAGUCUUUGAUAUCACCAGCUUGAAGGGGCCCAAAUUUGGGCUUGAGGUAUACCGGAAAAUGGCGACGCAAUUGCGGCUGCUGGUUUGCGGUGGUGACGGGACGGUGGGAUGGGUGUUGCAGACGUUGGAUCAGUUAAACUGGGCAACCUACCCACCGAUGGCCCUACUACCGCUCGGUACCGGAAACGAUUUGUCGAGGUGUAUGGGUUGGGGUGGUUCGUACACGGAUGAGCCACUAUCACAGCUCCUGCAAGCCAUUGUCCACGAGAGUUCCGUCACUCAUCUCGAUAGAUGGCGCAUCGACGUCGAGCCAAACCUUUCCAUCCCACCUGAUGCCCCGGAAGAUAUGGGAGUAGCCGUACAAUCAUCACUACCCCUUACCGUCAUGAACAACUACUUCAGCAUUGGCGCCGAUGCCCACGUUGCCCUCCAAUUUCACCAUUCGCGCAGUGCAAACCCGCAAAUGCUAAACUCACGGCUCAAAAAUCGGAUUGCCUACGGUGGGCUGGGGACGAUCGAUUUGUUCAAACGAAGCUGGAAGGAUCUGUCGGAGUAUAUCAAACUCGAGUGUGAUGGCGUCGAUCUGACCCCCAAGCUGAAGGAGCUAAAGUUGCACUGCGUUCUCUUCCACAACAUUUCGUAUUAUGCGGGCGGCACCGUGCCUUGGCCGGCCGAUGACGAUUCCCCUCGGCCCUCGAGUUGUGACGGGAAAAUCGAGGUCCUCGGGUUUACCACGGCGACUUUGGCCGCGCUGCAAAUGGGUGGUAAGGGCGAACGCCUUGCACAAUGUUCCUCGGUGCGCGUGAUCACGACUAAAGCCAUUCCUAUGCAGGUGGACGGAGAGCCGUGUAUGUUAGCGCCAAGCAGUAUUCACCUACAGUUCCACAGCAAAGUACCAAUGCUGAGGAGGGAGAAGAAGGUCGUAUGCUCGCCAUCGCUUAGGAAAGGAACGAAAUGGAAUCGUGCCGAGCCCAGCCAUACAUCCACCGCCCUCAUCAUGCAAUUGCCGGUGAUCGUCGUCGGACGCCAUGAUUACGAUACCUAUAAAGAUGCAAUUGAGCGGCUAAAAGAUACAGCAUUCGAAAUCGGGAUGAUAUCUAUUGAGGCGGAAAUGGAUCUGGUGCAAGCGAGGCAACAGGUGCACAAGCUGCUCCACGACCAUCCGUGUUUGCCGUACGAGCAUACGCAAGAUUGGCGGUUUUUAGAUUAUGUGACAAACGCGGAAGAGGGUACGUUCCGCGUCUCGCGACACGCCGAAUACGCGCAGUCGGUGUCUGAUAUCUGCAAUCCGGAUGAGUGUCUCCUCAUUUUGGACGACGCAUUCCCGUCGAUUACCAGCCGGGGCGCCGCCAUCGCCACCGAUCUCGUCUUCUCCCCCAAAAUGCCCCCGCAACCAGCCAUUUUUCAGAUGCCAAAACAAACGCAACCACGACGAGCCAGCACGCGGCGUAUCUCGGAGACGUUGCGUAUCGUGCUGAGCAGUGAUGCGAGGGAGACACACCUC